Molecule: messenger RNA, 1023 nt
Organism: Capronia epimyces CBS 606.96
Lineage: Eukaryota; Fungi; Ascomycota; Eurotiomycetes; Chaetothyriales; Herpotrichiellaceae
Product: methylenetetrahydrofolate dehydrogenase (NAD+)
Exons: 3
Coding region: 1-1023 (340 amino acids)
Biological process (GO): purine nucleobase biosynthetic process
Cellular component (GO): cytosol
Molecular function (GO): methylenetetrahydrofolate dehydrogenase (NAD+) activity; methylenetetrahydrofolate dehydrogenase (NADP+) activity
Source: RefSeq, a predicted model, not a curated record
AUGUCCAAAGACGCACACCCCUGUAAAGUCGUUUUGGCCGGCAAUAUAGCCAAAGGGCUCCUCAGCGAGGUGCAGGCGGGCCUCAGCACCCUGGGUCGCAAACCACAUCUGCUCGGGAUACUUGCCAACAGCGACCCGGCCGCCAAAGUGUAUGCAGACUGGACGGAGAAGACGUGCAAAGAGAAUGGCUUCCAGUAUUCGCUGAAGGACGUGGGCAAAGACGAUGUCGAAGAGACGAUCAUGGCGGCCAACAACGACGCGGCGGUGGAUGGCAUCAUUGUCUACUACCCGAUCUUCCACAACCGACAAGACCAGUACCUGCAGCAGAUUGUGGACGUGUCCAAGGAUGUGGAGGGCCUGAGCCACCAGUACAUCUUCAACAUGUACCAGAACAUCCGGUUCCUGGACUCGGCGCAGGGGCAGGAGCAGGAGCACGCCAGGAAGUCUAUCUUGCCGUGUACGCCUCUGGCGGUGAUCAAGAUCCUCGAGUACCUGCACAUCUACAACACGAUUCUCCCGUACGGCAACCGGCUCUUCGGCCGCACCAUCUGCGUCGUCAACCGGUCGGAAGUGGUGGGCCGCCCGCUGGCCGCGCUGCUGGCCAACGACGGCGCCUGUGUCUACAGCGUCGACAUCACCGGCGUGCAGCAGUUCACGCGCGGCGAGGGCAUUCGCAAGCGGAAGCACGAGGUCGUCGAGAAGGUCGGCUGGUCCAUCGAAAACUGCGCCCCGCUGUGCGACGUCGUCAUCACCGGCGUCCCCGGCGACAAAUACAAAUUCCCCUGUCACCUGUUGAAGGAGGGCGCCGUAUGCAUCAACUUUGCCAGUGAGAAGAACUUUGGGCCCGAAGUCAAGCAGAAGGCCUCCAUCUAUGUGCCAGCGAUCGGCAAAGUCACCAUCGUCGUCCUCCUUCGCAAUCUGCUGCGCAUCGUACAGAACCGACAAGCACAGAUCGCCCAAGCGACUUCCAGAUCCUCCGACACGGCGAUUCCCCAACCCGCCGCGAACGGCACAACAUCAUAG